CAGCCCUGGCUUCUGCUCUGUGUCGAUUUCGAGUGCGCGAUAGGUCGGUACUCAACAGUUCCGAUAAAGAGAAAGAUACGAACCAUGUCCGUGAUUAACUACGUACGGCACUGAAAUAAAUCUAAACUAUUGAAAUUUUCUAAGAAAGAUUUUUUUGUAGAUCACUGUAUAAUAGUAAUUUUUUCAGUGUGGUAAUUCCAUCUUUAAUAUGAAUCUAAAGUGACUUUAAUUUUUAUUAAUUAUUAUACUAAUUUGGAAAAUAAUAAUUUAUCUUCUACCAUUUUGAAUGUUUCUUUAACUUUAUUGAUAUUACCACCUUGUGUAUAUUUAAUUUUGACAUAUUAUUUCACUCAAAAUGGCUAGAGACAGAAUAACCGUAUUUUUCAAAAAGUGCAAGAAAAAAGUUCCCCUUUUUAAAAACCUCUUUUGCACUAGACCGAAUGAACACAAACAUUUGAAACGAACGUUCGGCUUCUUUUUCGGAGUAAUAUUGGGAAUAUUAUUCUACAAGUUCAUCAUCGUCGAUCUGGAGUUUACAGAAGAUGCAGGACUAAUUGUAGGAGGAAUAUUAUGUUUAAUGUUAGCAAUAGGCUACGGGUUCUCCUCUCAAAUCCGUUGCAUUAUAUGCUUGAGUUUCCCCAAUUUCGGCGGCAAAGUUGGCAGAUCCGUGCUGAAAGCCGUAGUUAUAGCUUUCGUUAUAGCUGGACCCGUCGAAAAUAUGACCAAUAAUGGACGAGAAGUGGUGCGGGUGUUUGCCUGUACAGCGUCUCUCACCUUUAAUAUGACCAAAACGAGAUUCGAAUUAAUGUUCAAGCCGUUUACUCAAGCUAUUUUUGGAAUGAAGACAGACAUGAACGAGGUCAAAGAUACCAUAAGGUCCAUAAAAGACGUUUCGGCUCCCAUAACGGGGGAAGUAGAAGACGAAUCGGAAAUGAGGAAGAUUAAAGAAGAAAACGAUUAUUUGGACGCCAUCAUGCACGAUACCAAGCAGUCCGACUUGGUGGCCGAUAAAUAUGAAACAAAAGGAGAAAAAGUGGAAGCUAUUCGAUACGAAAAAAUGUACAUGAAGAAAAUCGAACAAAGAUGCGAAAAUCAAUUCGCUAAGGCGUCUAUAAAAUGUCGCGACAUGUUCCAGAAGGGUUACGACAAGUGCUACGACACUGUCACGUGGGUGGCAGCCUGGUUGCUCUGCUGGCCAAUGAAAUUGGACUUUAUAUGCAAUAUAGCCGAAGCUCUGGGCGGUAUGAGUAGAUGCGAUCCGUCAAAGGAUACGGAUCCAGGAUUCGGCGAAGGUUACUCCUACCUGAAACAAUCCAGGAGCUUCCUGUCUAAAAAUUUCAAAGACGUAAAGCUCCAAUAUCAGAUGGGGAACGUUAAACCUUUGAAAGACGUCAGAGAUGCCAGAGACACGGCCAAAGCCAUUUGGCAUGAGGUCAACAAGAAGAAACGUGUUUUGAUGAAAAUUUUGAUUUUCGUUAAACGUAUACUGGCUUUCGUCUUUUUGAGAAUUCUACAAGAAUCACAGAAGUACCACGAUAAAUAUUUGAGAGAUAUUGAGUUCGAUAACAUUUAUAUAACUUGGUAUUUCAGAAAAAUAGACGCCAGACGUAGAGCCCAACAGAAGUAUACGUUGCUGCCACUGAAGAAAAUCGAACGAAAAAAAUUGACUGAUCCAUUUUCCCCGAAACCGUUGAAAGUAGAACGCCAACAAUUGAAGUCCGAUUUGUUUUUGAUGGCCUUCGAAAUGUUGAUCAUAACGAUUUUGGUGUUGUUGGAUAGAAUUUUCUACGAGGCUUUGGAUAUCAUUAGGAGACACGCCAAAAUUAAUUACUUGCAAGUUGGACAUCAUGAUUUGUUGUUAGAUGUUAAAGGUACUGGUAUGAUAGCCUCGCUGCUGAGGUCUCUAGUAAAAGGAUUUAACGUUAAAAAAAGGAUCCGCAUUGAAAGAUCUAACGCGAUAUGUCUUCCAAGACCGCUGUUAUUGCCGCAUUAUUACCAUUUCAAAAUAUACGGUACAUAUCUGGCCAUAAUAAUAUUCACGUUCAUUCAAGCUUACGCCUUGAGAUGCAGAAGAGUCAUUUGUUCGUAUUUUUACAGAAAAAGGGAGAAAAAGAGGGUGCUGUUCCUCUACAACGACACGCUGAAGAGAAGAAAGGGAUUUUUUAGGUUUAUGAGGAAGAAGAUCAGACGGUUAGUCCGAGAAGAGCGCUUAAAAGAAGACUUCUCGGGAAUACAAAUCUUACGAAUGAACCAUCCGAAAGCGUUCGAUUGGCUGAGACUGUUCGAAUUUGCUAGAAGAAAGUGUUUGAUUUGCGAGGAACCCGAACCUAGAAAAGAAUCGGAAAGCGAUUUUGUCGAAUGUCCGAACGAACGUUGUCAUUUUAUGUAUUGCGGGGAGUGUUGGUUGGACAUGGGCAACGUUUGUUUGGUGUGUCAAACGGAAACUGAAGAAACUACUAGCGGUUUUGAGGAGGAUUCUGACGAGUUUAUGACAGAAUAAUGUACG
Molecule: messenger RNA, 2506 nt
Organism: Psylliodes chrysocephalus
Lineage: Eukaryota; Metazoa; Arthropoda; Insecta; Coleoptera; Chrysomelidae
Source: the annotation of a GenBank genome assembly